AUGGCUCCAACGAAGAAGGGAAAAGAUGCUGUUGACUUGAACGCGAUGCUUACCAAAGAUCGCCAGCGUCGCAAGAAUGAAGCCCUCGUGGCCGAGGUAUUCAAUAAAGGUCGGAGGUCGAGCGCGCCUGGCGGUGGAAUAAGCAAUCGAAGAGGCGGCGGUGUCCCAUCUAUGGCCAGCAGAGUCGGCGUUCAAAAGAAGCCUGCCAUGGCUACAUUCGGCCCACGACCGCAAAAGCAAGUCGCAACAGGACGAGUUGACAGACCAGCCGGCAACGUCGAUGCUGAAUGGACCCACGAUCUUCACAGCCUGAACAAUCCUCAAGGCGCAAGCGCCCCCCGUGCACCGAAAGCUCCGCGCGGAAUUCGUUCAGAUCGAUUACAUACAGCGCUUCACGGCUCGGCGUCAUCGCCUGCUCUCAACAGCCAAUUCAAUAUUAUCGGGUCAUCGAAACCGGGGAUCUCAAUUCGAGGCGUUGCUGGGCCAUAUAUUGUCGUUGCUAAGAAUCUGGCUCCUGGCACCACAGUUGAAGAUAUAGAGAGCGCAAUGGUCCCCAUUGGAGGAGUGGUGUUAGCUUGCACACUUAUUGCUGAGCGGCCAAAAGUUAUCGCGGAGAUAGAAUUUGAGACCAAGGAAGGGGCCGAUAACGUAGUAGAAACGCUCCACAAUCAAAGCGCCGACGGUAAUAUUCUUAGCGUUUACCAUAAAGUUGGCGCCCCAGCAAGCAAAGCCGCACGAUCGACGCCAGUAACCCCACAAGGGCCGCGAGCAGACGCGCGUAAUAAUCGCUCAGAGGACAAUCGAUCAGUUUAUAGUGCACCACAGCGAUACCCUACGAAGGAUGCCCCAGCAGAACGCAGGCGCGAUGACCGUGAGGACGUGAUGGACGGCUCAUAUGGCUUUCAGGGCAGCGACCGCAUGGACACCGAUGAUAGAAACGGCGACCGAUACAGCGAUUCUCGGCCUCGUGGUGGCCUUUACAGUGACGAUAUGGUUGGAAACAGAGGUCGCGGAGGUGGCAGCCGCGAAAGAGGUCGUGGAAAUGAAGGUCGGGGCUACCGUAGAUGA
Molecule: messenger RNA, 1068 nt
Organism: Glarea lozoyensis ATCC 20868
Lineage: Eukaryota; Fungi; Ascomycota; Leotiomycetes; Helotiales; Helotiaceae
Product: RNA-binding, RBD
Exons: 4
Coding region: 1-1068 (355 amino acids)
Molecular function (GO): RNA binding
Source: RefSeq, a predicted model, not a curated record